Polistes canadensis is the source of this 1036-nucleotide messenger RNA. RefSeq names its product doublesex- and mab-3-related transcription factor 1-like. Gene Ontology annotation, cellular component: nucleus. The transcript is spliced from 3 exons. Bases 293 to 1036 code for a protein of 247 amino acids. The record is from RefSeq and is a predicted model, not a curated record. Gene Ontology annotation, biological process: sex differentiation; regulation of transcription by RNA polymerase II. NCBI's taxonomy places the organism in Eukaryota, Metazoa, Arthropoda, Insecta, Hymenoptera, Vespidae. Gene Ontology annotation, molecular function: RNA polymerase II cis-regulatory region sequence-specific DNA binding; DNA-binding transcription factor activity, RNA polymerase II-specific.
GUGAUAAUAUUAUCGAUGAGAAAAGUGAAUUAUCAGAAGAUUAAUAAAAUUGCAUUAACACUUAUCUAAUAUCUUUCAUAUUUAAAAUAUGUAUAGAUAUAGAUAAUGUUUUUGCACUUUCUUACAAUAUUUUCUGAUCUCAUUUAUAUCUGAAGUUUAUCACAGACUCUUAUCUUAUAAAAUAUAAUUGAUAUAUAUAUAUAUAUUGACGAAUAUAAAAGAAAUAAGAAAAGAAGAAGGAAAAUAAAAAUAAUAAUAAACAAAAGAAAAAGGAAGAAAGUAGUUCGUCAUAAUGAAAAUAGAGAACAACAGUGCUACGAAUCAAUUAAAUUCUGGAUUAGACGUCCAACGUUUGAGAAGUCCAAAAUGUGCGAGGUGUCGAAAUCACGGUGUCAUUUCUGGAUUGAAAGGUCAUAAAAGAUCGUGUGCUUGGAAGGAUUGCCGUUGUCCUUGUUGUUUAUUGGUUGUUGAAAGGCAAAGGGUAAUGGCAGCGCAGGUAGCUUUGCGUAGGCAACAACAAGCUCGUGACAAUUGUUUCGUUGACAAUAAUUUCGUUCAAUCGUCGCACAAUCAAGUACCGGUAGAUGUUAAUAGUAUUCCUAGAUUUAACGUUGCCAACGAUCUUGCAGCUGUUGCGAAAAUGAAUAAUAAUAAUAAAAGGACAUCUCAAAGAAAUUUUCAACAGCAUCAAAUGCACUUCACUCGUACCAGCAUCAGCGUCACCCAAGGAUUCUGCGGACUCGGUAGUGGUAAUCAUAACACCAUACCAGAAGUUUUUCCUUCGGAUAAUCGUUUACUCCCAUCUUUGCCGGCAGUUUCUCAAGGCCAAAAACAGGAUCUCGAAUCCACCGUAAGAUUUCAUUCAUUUCGUACGUUGUAUCCAACGAUUCCAUGGUUCAAUCGUAUCACAGAACCCAGAAGAUUACAGGACAAUAUUGAUGGUUUCAUUUCAACUGUUAAAGACUUUAAAAGUAAAACUUGUGUAGAUAAAAAAGCAGCUAUUUCUUUUAGCGUUGAAUCGAUUAUAGAAUCUUAA